This is a messenger RNA of Encephalitozoon cuniculi GB-M1, 372 nucleotides long. RefSeq lists its product as uncharacterized. The coding region runs from base 1 to 372 and encodes 123 amino acids. The record is from RefSeq and is marked provisional. Gene Ontology annotation, molecular function: DNA-binding transcription factor activity, RNA polymerase II-specific; RNA polymerase II cis-regulatory region sequence-specific DNA binding. The transcript has a single exon. Lineage: Eukaryota; Fungi; Microsporidia; Unikaryonidae. Gene Ontology annotation, cellular component: CCAAT-binding factor complex. Gene Ontology annotation, biological process: regulation of transcription by RNA polymerase II.
AUGGUGCACAUGCAACAUAGGGACAUUAUGGAGCAUAAUGCCAAUUCUCGGUAUGGAGACAUCACCUUUGAUGAAGAGCAAUUAAGAGAUGUUGGAUAUCAAGACAAAAACAGCUACAGCACCUAUGACUACUCGUUUCCCUUCAACGACCAGCCCUUCCAGCCUCUUUAUGUCAAUGCUAAACAGCUUAACUGGAUAAAGAAAAGAAAGGCAAGGAGAGAUAUGCUGGACUCUCUCAUGAUAACAAACAGGAGAAACUAUCUCCAUGAAAGCAGGCACAAGCAUGCCAUGAAAAGGCUAAGAGCACCUUCUGGUAGGUUCCUAACAAAAGAGGAAACUGAAGAGUUGAACAGGCAAGGCAACUGCAGCUGA